UUACGUCAAGAUAUAAACAUUAGUUACGAACACGAUUUAAGCGGUCCUACACAGUCAAAUACUUUUAUAUAAUAUAUAUCGCCUUGAUAUUGACAUUAUUUAAAUAUUAUGACAUUCUAUUUUUUCUCGUUAGUACUAUUCAGUUUCAGUUUAUACGUGACGACAGUUGUAGUUGCGCAAAAGUCAAAUCAUAAAUAUUUAGGAUGUUUUUUGGAAGAAAAUCUACUGACACUCGGAGAAGAGAGCCGUGUCUUAACACCGAUAUCGCCUCAGGCCUGUUCCAAAUUUUGCUCCGGGAAAAGAUAUUUAUUUUUUAUUCUUAAAAAUGAGAACUGUUAUUGUAGCAAAAAUUAUAUAUCAAGAUUAAUGAAACAGUUUGAUUAUGAGUGUACGAUUAAAUGUACAGGAGAUGAUUCGGCUUCGUGCGGUGGAAAACCAAAUUUAGUGUCUUCGUAUUCAACGGAUAGUUCAAUUUCAAAAAACUUUAUUGAACGUGGUAGUUUUCCAAUACCAAUUUAUUUAGGAUGCUACUCUGAAACUCCUAAUGAUGACGAAAAUCGUAUAUUAAAAGGGCCAGCUGGACCUUAUAAUAACAAUACACCUCAAAGAUGCUCAGAAAUAUGUUUCAGGAUGGGGUACUUAUAUUUUGGAAACACAUAUGGAUCAGAGUGUUGGUGUGGAAAUCAAAAACCAUUAAAAUCCUCGAAAGUAGAAAACAUUAAUUGUGAUUCUCCUUGUAGUGGAGAUAGUAAUCAAUUCUGUGGCGGUGGAUGGAAAAUGGGAAUAUAUUCAACUGGAAUUACUGAUUUUGCGGCGAAAAAUUAUAUUGGGUGUUACGAUACUAUUGAUGAUGAUGAAAACAAAACCAAAGGAAAGCGUUUAAUAUUUCAGAUGGGAACAAAUAAUAGCCCUAAACGGUGCAUGAAUCUUUGUAAUACUCAACGAUUUAAAUAUGCUGCCGUUAAGGGAAACGUCUGUGAAUGUAUGAACUCUGAACCAAAUUUUAGUUUAAAAAGAAGUUAUAGUGAUUGUCAUACUCUAUGCACAGAAAAUCCAUCAGAAUAUUGUGGUGGUAGAAAUUCAUUUAGUAUAUACAAAACCCUAUUUUCAGAUCCCCAAGGGAAAGUGAAUGUGAAUCAUAUUGGAUGCUUCAAAAAUUUCAAAAGACAUCCAAUAUUAAAUGGUUGGGGAGUAAUGCAUUUUAACUUAACACCUCAUCAUUGUGUGCACAGUUGUUAUGCAAGAAGGUUUCCGUAUGCGGCGCUCGUAUCUUCGAAAGAAUGUUUAUGCAGUUUUACCAAACCUUCGGAGGAAGCUAUGACCGAUGAUAGUAUGUGUAAUACUCGUUGUUCCGGUUCAUCUCAACAUUCAUGUGGUGGCCAUAAUACGAUAAAUGUAUACAAUACUGGAUUAGAAUGGCAGACGAGUACGAUUGGAAAUUAUUAUUUAGGCUGUUUUGAGGAAAGUCAAAAUAACAGAAUAUUGCAUGGUUAUUCACGGUCUUUUUCUGUGAAUACCCCAGAAUUUUGUUCAAACCUUUGUUACAAAUUUGGUUAUUUAUACUCGGGCGUAACAUAUAAAUCUGAAUGUUUUUGUGGAAAUCGAUCUCCAAACGAACCUCAGUUUCCUAAAUUAGAUGACAAACAAUGCAAUACCAAGUGUUCGGGUGACGCUAAUCAAUUUUGUGGUGGCGGCUGGAGAAUGGGAGUAUUUUCUACUGGAUUAUAUGAUUUCCCAAUCGAAGAUCGAUAUAUUGGUUGUUUCGUACUAGAAGACGUUUCAUUAAAUUACACAAAAUUUGAACUUAUCAACACAAAUGUACCUAGUAAAUGUUCAACAAUUUGUCAUAAUGCUGCAUAUAAAUUUGCAGGAGUUAUGGGGAUCAAUUGCUUCUGUAGUAAUCAUGCACCAGAAAAUAACCAAAAAGUAGAUGAUAGUAAUUGCGAUACAACUUGUGUUGGUGAUUCAAGUAAAACAUGCGGUGGUGAAGAUAGAAUACAAGUAUACGAUCUCAUAAGACAGAAAGAGGAAACUACAAGUACAACUCCUGAUACAAUGCAUUUUGAUGACUCUUUUGAAUAUCUUAACUUAAAUUCAGCUUGGAGUCACGAUGUUUUUAUUGCACAAGAACCAGAUUUUGAAUUCGUUGUUUACAAUAGUUCUGAACAGAACUCAUUCGUGAAAAAUGGAGAGCUAGUAAUAAGACCUACAAUUCAAUCCGAUAGUUUUAUCAAGAGCGGUCACUUAUCAUUAGACGGUUGUACGAAAAAUGUAGGAUCUAACGGUUGUACGAUGAAUGCUGUAUCUUUUAAUAUAAUACCUCCUGUAGUUUCGGCAAGACUUACCACAAAAAAUAAUUUUUUAUUCCAUUUUGGACAAGUGGAAGUUAUCGCUAAAUUACCAAUAGGAGAUUGGAUAGUUUCGGAAAUAGCUUUGGUUAGUAGAUCCAACGAAAUAAACAGAUUGGUAUUGGCCAAAUCAGUUGGAAAUACCAAUUUGAAAUGUAACGGAAGCGACGAGAGUGCAACUGUCUUAAAAUAUGGAUUUGAAAUCGAUGAACUAUACCACGUCCAAUCGAAAAUGAUGAAACUAAGAUCGGCAAAUACUUGGCACAAUGACUAUCAUACGUUCAAACUGUCUUGGUCUUCCGAAAAAGAUAUGGUAUUUGAAAUAGACGGCGAGAGUAACCGCGUGGAUACGACGGAUUUGCCGAUUGAUAACAUAUUAUUUGAAACCGAAUAUUUCUUGUCUAUUGGCGUGUCGGUUGGUGGCAUGAAUAGUUUUCGUGACGGAUGUUUAAGUAAUGGCCAUUUAAAACCGUGGACAAACUUUCACAAUAAGGCUAUGUUAAAUUUCUGGAAAGACAGGAAUCACUGGUUGCCAACAUGGAAUGAAAACGAAUCAGCAUUACGAGUUAAAAAAGUAAAAAUUACAUUGUUAGAAAGUUAAUAUUAUAACUGUCAAUUGAUUUUAAAUAAACUAUGCAACGGUAUAGUAUUAACUAUAUUACCUAUAUUGUUUACAUAAAAAUGUAAUAAAACACAACAUUCAAUUAUGUUUACAAUAGUUAUUUUUGGUUUUUAUGAUUGUGACAUUUUUAGAUUCUGAACGGUUAUUUACGCGAUGAAUGUAUUUAUUCUACAAUAAUAUUAUAUGUGUUUAUUUAAGUUUUUAUUA
This is a messenger RNA of Aphis gossypii (cotton aphid), 3177 nucleotides long. RefSeq lists its product as uncharacterized. Bases 109 to 2949 code for a protein of 946 amino acids. Gene Ontology annotation, molecular function: hydrolase activity, hydrolyzing O-glycosyl compounds. The record is from RefSeq and is a predicted model, not a curated record. Gene Ontology annotation, biological process: carbohydrate metabolic process. Gene Ontology annotation, cellular component: plasma membrane. The transcript is spliced from 17 exons. Lineage: Eukaryota; Metazoa; Arthropoda; Insecta; Hemiptera; Aphididae.